GAUCAAUGGAGAGGAUGCCCCACCUGACCUGAGCCGCUGCUUCCGUCCGUUUCGUGGUUCGCUCAAAUCAAGGGACGGACGGGACGGGAUCACGGGAGGCGGGACUCGCUCCUUUCCCAUUUCACCCCACUCCACCACUCGGCCGCGGGCCGCCAGAAGCGGCAAGCAAGACGCCAAACCCGGCGUGUUCCCCCCUCCGUCCGGCCUCGGCCAGAGCCAGACGGCCACCAGUCACCACCCAGCCCCGCGCGAAUUGGCCCCCACCCAAACCCGCAAAUCCCCCCGCCCGCGCCAACCCAAUCCCGCCUCCCUCCCACCACCCGCCUAUGCUGCCGCCGCCCCGGCGCCGGCGCGCGCUCCACACCACGACGCCGCGGCACGGGCUGCCGCCGCGCCCAUGAGGGACGGCGGCGACGGCGACGACGACGGCCACGCGACAUCCCGCGCGACGAGGACGAAGAGGAAGCCGUCACGCGACCCGCGGCCGCGGCCGCGCGCCGACGGCGGGAUGCGCAUCGUGGUGCCGCUGCAGGGGGUGGUGCAGGGCCGGGGCGGCCUGGUGCUCGGCUCCCUCAUCCCCUGCGCGCUCUUCUACUUCUUCCAGCUCUACAUCAAGCGCAACCGCCCCGCGCCGGCGCCGGCGCCGGCGCCGGCGCCGGGCUCCCCGCCGCCCGCGGCCGCCUCCCCGAUCCUCCGCUCCCACUCGCGGGGCCUCCUCACGCCGCGCGCCGCGCUGCCGUCGCUCUCCGCGCGCGGGGCCGUCGUGCGGGCCGGGGACGAGGACUCGCUCUACUACGCCGGUCUCCGUCGGUGCGCCGCCGACCCUUACCACCCCGCGUCCAACCCCGACGGUGUCGUCAACCUCGGCCUCGCCGAGAACCACCUGUCGCUGGAUUUGGUGGGGCGGUGGAUGGAGGAGCACGCGGGGGCGGCGAUGCUGGACGGCCUCGCGGCAGCCGGGGACGAGGUCAGGGACCUCACCAUCAGGGGGCUCGCAACCUACCAGCCCUACGAUGGGAUACUUGCCUUGAAGAUGGCUCUUGCUGGAUUCAUGCGGCAGACCAUGCAUGGAUCAGUAUCCUUUGAUCCAUCUCAAAUGGUGAUUACAUGUGGGGCAACUCCUGCAAUGGAAAUACUGAGUUUCUGUAUUGCUGAUCCAGGAAAUGCAUUUCUUGUGCCAUCACCUUACUACCCGGGUUGGGAUAGGGACAUAAAAUGGCGAACUGGUGUUGAGUUGAUACCUGUUCCUUGUCGUAGUACUGAUAACUUUAAUGUCAGUGUCACUGCUCUUGAAAUAGCUUACAAACAGGCAAAAAAGCGAGGAAUAAGAGUUCGUGGGGUUCUCAUAUCUAACCCUUCCAACCCAACAGGAGGCAUUGUGCCAAAAGAAAUACUGCAUGACCUUCUACAGUUUGCUGCAGAGAAGAACAUACACUUAAUUUCUGAUGAAAUAUUUGCUGGUUCAACAUAUGGAAGUGACAAGUUUGUUAGCGUGGCAGAUGUUGUGGAUGAACUAGAGGACUUUGAUAAAGGCAGAGUUCAUAUCAUAUAUGGGCUCUCAAAAGACCUAUCUCUUGCCGGGUUUCGAGUUGGAGUGAUAUAUUCCUACAAUGAACACAUUGUAUCGGCUGCUGCUAAGAUUGCUCGAUUUUCAUCUGUCUCAAGUCCAACACAACGUUUGCUUGUUUCCAUGCUUUCAGAUCAAAAGUUUAUUUCAGAAUACAUAAAGGUUAACAGAGAGAGGCUCCGGAAAAUGUACCUUCUGUUUUCUGAUGCUUUGAAACAACUUGGGAUAGAAUGCUUCAAGAGCAGCGGCGGGUUCUAUUGCUGGGCAGACAUGAGCAGGUACAUCCGAUCUUACAGCGAGAAAGGAGAGCGCAAGCUCUGGGAUAGGCUGUUGGAGGAAGCAAAGGUCAACGUUACCCCAGGUUCUUCUUGCCAUUGCAUUGAGCCUGGAUGGUUCAGGUGUUGCUUCACAACAUUGAGUGAGGAGGACAUUCCUGUCUUGGUGGAAAGACUGAGGAGGGUCACAGAUAGCUUCAAAUCCAAACGUUGAAACGCUAGAAUAGUUUAUUUUUUGGAACCCCUGCGGUAUCGAAAUAACCAUAUCUCACCAGGUGCUCUAUAGUGGAUUGCAGGGGGCACUCAGGAAAAGGUUGGACAAUCUAUUUAUUUUAGACCAUAGAUAUUCAGGGGCUUCUUGCUAUACAGCUGCAUAACAAUUGCUGGAAGCCCCUAGGCUGGUGGAAGGAUAAGUGGGGGAUUUGGGGGACUUGUCCAUGACUCCAUGCUGGUCAGCUGUCUUCGGUUUCUUACGAGCCAUGAUGCCGUAGCAUUCUGGAUGUUUAUGUCCUGUUGGUCUGGCGAUGAGGCUGAUGUGCUGAGCAUUCUUUUCAUCCAGAUCCGACCAUGUUCUACUUUUCCUUUUUACUCUUCCUUUUUUUUCUUUGGUCACAUAAGCUAGUGUUCAGGUUCAGGGAUUGUAAAGCAGUGGAUCCUGCAUGUGCUGCCAGGGUUUUGGACGCUGUCCAUACGUGGAGUGAAUGAACAUGCAGUCAUCAUGUUUUCCAUCAUUUUUUUUCUUUAGUUUGUUUGCGGGUAUGACAUUUUGUC
Molecule: messenger RNA, 2613 nt
Organism: Zea mays
Lineage: Eukaryota; Viridiplantae; Streptophyta; Magnoliopsida; Poales; Poaceae
Product: 1-aminocyclopropane-1-carboxylate synthase3
Exons: 4
Coding region: 398-2056 (552 amino acids)
Biological process (GO): amino acid metabolic process; biosynthetic process
Molecular function (GO): pyridoxal phosphate binding; transaminase activity
Source: RefSeq, marked validated